Athalia rosae (coleseed sawfly) is the source of this 3813-nucleotide messenger RNA. RefSeq names its product hepatocyte growth factor-regulated tyrosine kinase substrate (gene Hrs). The transcript is spliced from 11 exons. Lineage: Eukaryota; Metazoa; Arthropoda; Insecta; Hymenoptera; Athaliidae. Gene Ontology annotation, molecular function: ubiquitin binding; metal ion binding; phosphatidylinositol binding. The coding region runs from base 252 to 2591 and encodes 779 amino acids. The record is from RefSeq and is a predicted model, not a curated record.
UUCAAAUUCGAAUUCUGCUACAUUGUAUUCGAGUGAAACGCUUCGAUAGAUCAAAGGUCGUAUACGAUUAUUUAGUCUGACUAUAGUGGUGGCUAACUACGAACGGUACGUACAACUUUUGACUAGAACAGUGGUGACGAAUCAUCGAACAUUGACAUUCCGCAAGUGUCAGAAGUUAAUUGAUGUGGAAAUAUUUGUUAAUUAGUAAGUUUAUUGAAAAAAUUGAGUAAAACUAUUCUUGGCAUAGUAGAAUGUUUCGAACCUCGUCGAAUUUCGAUAAAUUACUUGAUAAAGCUACAAGUAACUUGCGGCUCGAGCCUGACUGGCCUACAAUUCUACAAAUCUGCGAUCUUAUACGACAGGGUGACGUGCAGCCCAAAUACGCACUUGCUGCCAUAAAAAGGAAGUUAACUAACGCAAAUCCACACAGUGCUCUAUUUGGAUUAUUGGUUCUUGAGUCCUGCGUUAAGAACUGUGGGAGUCUAAUUCAUGAUGAAAUUGGGACAAAGCAGUAUAUGGAACAACUGAGAGAACUAGUAAAGACUUCGCCACAUGAAAACGUCAGAACAAAAAUCCUAGAGUUGAUUCAAGCCUGGGCUUUUGCAUUCAGAAACAGUCCAAAAUACAGAGCAGUUCAGGACACAGUGAAUAUUAUGAAAGCUGAGAGUUACAAAUUUCCUACAUUGAAAGAAAGUGACGCUAUGUUUAGUGCUGACACUGCACCAGAAUGGGCCGAUGGCGAUGUUUGCCAUAGAUGUAGAGUAGCCUUUAAUGUGGUGCAAAGAAAGCAUCAUUGUCGGGCCUGUGGUCAAGUCUUUUGUAAUCAAUGCUCAAGCAAAGUAUCAACAUUGCCUAAAUUUGGGAUUGAAAAAGAAGUUAGAGUCUGCGAGGCUUGUUACGACCAAGUUAACAAACCAACUACAGUGACUCCAAAAGAUACCGAUCUUCCUGCAGAAUAUCUGACCAGUUCUUUAGCUCAGCAACAACAAGUACCGCCGCGCAAAACUGCUGAAGAGCUUCAAGAGGAAGAAGAACUUCAGCUGGCACUAGCUCUGAGCCAAAGCGAAGCUGAGCAUAAGGAGAAAGAAAAGAAACGGGUUACGAGUAGCUUGAAGUCUAAUCCGAUACCAUCUAUGUCUAGAACGGCAUACUCUCCACCACCAUCUCCGCAAGGUGCUAGCCCCUCAAGAAUAAAGGACGAAGAAGAAGAAGUGAAUCCGGAAUUGGCAAAAUAUCUUAAUCGCAAGUACUGGGAACAGCGGCAAAGUGUGAUCGAAGAACAUGCGGGCAGAUCUGAAGUUGCUAGUCCAUCUGCACCUAAUAUAAGUAGCCCAAUGCCACAGAAAAUAAUCAUGACGAAGCAGCAAAAUGGUGAAAUUGACACACAAAUGGAAGAGUUUGUUGCCGCUUUAAGAUCGCAAGUUGAGAUCUUUGUCAAUAGAAUGAAGAGUAACUCAUCUAGGGGAAGAUCCAUCGCCAACGACAGCUCUGUACAAACCUUGUUCAUGAAUAUAACGGCCAUGCACUCCAGGCUACUCCGAUAUAUCCAAGAGCAAGAUGACGGUCGUGUUUAUUAUGAAGGACUUCAAGACAAGUUAGCUCAAAUGAAGGAUGCAAGAGCCGCACUAGAUGCAUUAAGAGAAGAAUACAAAGAAAAAACUAGGCGGCAAGCAGAGGAAGCAGAGAAACAGAGGCAACUACAGAUGGCACAAAAGCUCGAAAUUAUGCGGAAAAAGAAACAGGAAUAUCUGCAGUAUCAGCGGCAGCUUGCAUUGCAAAGAAUUCAAGAACAGGAGAGGGAAAUGCAGAUGCGUCAAGAACAACAGAAGCAACAAUACAUACUAGGAGGAUAUCAACCAGUACCUGGCUUCAUGGGCCCACCCUCGCAGGGUUCUCCCAUUCGGCAUGUUCAGUAUCAGGGCCCAGGGCCCAACUAUAAUCCUAUGUCACCAACUAACCAAGGAGUAUACAUGUACGGUCAACCACCAAUGAAUCAGUAUCCAGUGCCUGGGUACGGAAUGCAACCAAUGGGUCCGCCUUCUCAUAUGAUGGGCCCGAUGGGGGGCCCUGAGCAACAAGGUCCGCCCGAUCAAUCAGUUCAAGGUCGAGAAAGCAUGGGUCGAAUGCCCGUGUCUGUUCCAGGAAUGAUGCCACAGAUGCCCGGACCUCCCCCGCAGCAUCUUCAACAACUGGGUAGUCAUCCAAUGGGCCAGCCUGGUCACAUGCCUCCGCCGCCAGGCCCAUCAAACCAAAUACCUCAACCGCCAGGCCUUCAAGGUCAUAUACCUGUUCCGCAAGGUCAGCCAUUACCUCAAAAUUCUAGCAGUGGCCUUCCACCACAAGGUCCCGGUCCAAUUCAAGGACCUCCAGCAAGCAACGGUGGUCCGAUGCAGCCCAAUCAACCUGCUGUGCAACAAGUACCUAAUGUACCUCAAAUGCAAAAUGCUCCGCAAAUGGUUCAUCCGCAAGGACCUCCUAUGCAAUACCAGCAGCCUCCGGUUGUACAAUCCGCUCCACCCGAAAAUUCACAACCGGCGCAAUUAAAGCAGGAACAAAAACCCGAUACAGCUGAACUUAUUUCGUUCGACUGAUGCGAAAUUUAUACGCGAUAUUCGAUCACAUUUAAUCUAAGCAUUUAUGGUUGUAUCUAACACGUAUAUGUAUGUAUAAUCGAUUUAUCAUUAAUGGCCGUUAUUUGACAUGUAUAAUAAAAAAAAAGAAAGUGAAAGUGGAAGAAAAUUCCAGAAGUUUGCACCAUUUGGCGUGACUGUAGAAGUUAGAACACAUCUUCUAUACAGAUCGCUAUAUUCAUUUUAGCUAGUAUUGAUAGCUAUAAAAGAAUUCAUCAGCUUGCGAAGCUUCAUGAUUUAAUCUUCCAAUUUAACAAGUCCCCAUCUUUGCGUUUCAAAGUUUCACGUGCAAUAUAGAACGGUUCUAUUCUUGUUACAUUAUUAUUUUGUAUCAGCUAAUACUGAGUACGAUUGAGUUAAAGGGUCAUUGACCAAGUGCCGAAAAUAUAUAAACAUUAAAACGCUUUUUUCAUCGCUGUUAAGAUAUAUUAGUUUGGAUCUGCAUCUUUAUCAAAAUAGUUGCAGUCUUAAAAGGUAAUAAAAAAGGUUUGACAAAAAUUAUCAUAAUUAUUUUUUCAAUAAUAGUUUAUUAAGUAGCAAUACUUUAUUACAACAGUUCGGUACAUAAAUAUACAUACGAGCGUAAUUUAUUCUAGAUAUCUGUCAACAACUGUUUUCUUCAUUUAAUUUAAAUUUUUAUUUUCACUAGACGUUUCUGUUCAAUCGUGUCUCAUCAAUAAUUUGAAGCAAUUUUUUUCUGUAUUCAUAUCCAAAUACUUAAAAGUGGGAUUAUGUAUAAAUAAGUAAUUAACAUUACGGGAUUUAUUCCAAUAUUUCAUUGGGGGGCAAGGCUAUUAAAAUCUUUAGUGCACCAAAGUAGGUUUGAAUCACUCAACUAUUAUGAUUAUUAUUAUUUUUCCAUUCUGUUCGGAUAAAAAUUCAGAUACUUGGUAGAAGAACAGGCUUUAUAAGUCACCAUUCAAGAAAAACACGUAGAUGUAAAUUUAAAAAAAGUAAUAUUAAUACUUAAAACAAUCACAAUUGAGUCAUGUUAUCACAUGCUGUAUUUUUAAGCAUAAGUUGUGCUUCAGAAUAAUGAUGUCUAAAAUCUAUCUAAAUCUGUUUUGAAUAUUGCAAUUUGAUGAAGGAUUAUUAACUUUACCCCAUUUUUUUUUGUUUUCAAAGUGAAAAUAAUGUAUUCUUAUUUUUAAAUAAUAUAUAUCUAUGCAUUAGAUGUAACUAA